CUUUUCCUCACUCCUCCUCACUACUCCAGUUUAACCUACACAGACUUGGCCAUCCUCCGAAGAAGAAGAAGACGAAGCAACAAUUCUUCGAUUAUCCCUAAAAAUUUCAAAGAAUGCCUUCUUCCGAUUCGCCAAUGUCUCUAAUCAUUUCCAAAUGCACCGUCUUCCCUGACCUGCCCUCCUCCCUCGACGACCUCCCCCUCUCCGUCUCCGACCUCCCCAUGCUCUCCUGCCAUUACAUCCAGAAGGGCCUCCUCUUCCCCCUCCCUCCCUACCCCAUCAUCCCCUCCACCCUCAUCCCCCUCCUCAAAAGCUCCCUCUCCCAAACCCUCUCCCGCUUCCACCCAUUGGCUGGCAGACUAACCACCUAUCCCACCGGCCAGGUGUACAUCAGCUGCAACGAUGCUGGCGCCGACUUCAUCCACGCGUCCGCCCCCAGUCUCUCAAUCAGAGAUGUUUUGGGCCCUGCUGACGUCCCCGAUUGCGUCAAGGAGUUGUUCGCCUUCGACAGGACCGUCAGCUACACUGGCCAUCACAACGCAAUCCUGGCCGUCCAGGUCACUGAGCUCAACGACGCCGUUUUUAUCGGAUGCUCCGUCAACCACGCCGUCACCGACGGCACCUCCUUCUGGAACUUCUUCAACACCUUCGCGGAGCUCUGCCGAGCAUCUUCACUAUCACCGAAUGAGAAUUAUAACUACAAAAAAUUGACAAUCACGAGGCAGCCGGACUUCAGCCGGAACUCGGUUCUGAUCUCGCCUGCAGUGCUACGAUUCCCAGACGGCGGUCCGAAAGUCACAUUCGACGUGGACGAGCCAUUGCGGGAGAGAAUUUUCAGCUUCAGCAGAGAAGCUAUACAAAAGCUCAAGGCCCGAACCAACAACAAAAAAUGGUCUGAAAGCGAAGACGUUUUGCUGAGCGCCGUCGAGAUUCUUGGGAAGCAGAGUAACGACCCCUACCAAAACAACGAUAACGGCGCGAGAGUGACGUCAAUUAUUGAAAACUGGUUCAAAACUUCGAACGCGAACUCCAAAACUACGGAGGAGAUCUCGUCGUUUCAGUCGCUCUGCGCGCUGCUCUGGCGAUCCGUGACGCGCGCGAGGAACCUGCCGUCGUCCCAAAUGACGACGUUCAGAAUGGCGGUGAACUGCCGUCACAGGCUGGAGCCAAAACUGGACGCAUUCUACUUCGGGAACGCGAUUCAGAGCAUCCCGACGUACGCGACGGCGGAAGAGGUGCUGUCGCACGACACAAAGUGGUGCGCGGAGCAACUGAACAAGAGUGUGAAGGCGCACGAUAAUAAUAGUGUGCGGGGCGUCAUUGAGGAUUGGGAACGGAACCCGCGGGUGUUCCCGCUUGGGAACUUCGACGGUGCGAUGAUGACGAUGGGGAGCUCGCCGAGGUUCCCGAUGUACGACAACGAUUUCGGGUGGGGGCGGCCGAUGGCGAUUCGGAGCGGGCGGGCGAAUAAGUUCGACGGGAAGAUAUCGGCGUUUCCGGGGAGGGAAGGAGGUGGCAGCGUUGACCUCGAGGUGGUUUUGGCGCCUGACGCAAUGGCUGGUCUCGAAACAGAUUCUGAGUUCAUGCAAUACGUGUCCAGCUGAGCCUGUAAAAUGACGUUAUAUUUUGUUUAAAGCUUAGAAGGAAGAGGUAAAAAGAUAGGAUGUGGGUGAAUGUAGGGAGGAUUAGUC
Messenger RNA from Pyrus x bretschneideri (Chinese white pear), 1691 nucleotides. RefSeq lists its product as uncharacterized. The record is from RefSeq and is a predicted model, not a curated record. The coding region runs from base 114 to 1604 and encodes 496 amino acids. Lineage: Eukaryota; Viridiplantae; Streptophyta; Magnoliopsida; Rosales; Rosaceae. The transcript has a single exon.